GUGCGCUUCCUGGAGCAGCAGAACAAACUGCUGGAGACCAAGUUGCAGUUCUACCAGAACCGCAAGGGCGGAGAGAGCAACCUGGGGCCCCUGUUUGAGGGCUACAUCGAGACGCUGAGGCAAGAGGCUGACAGUGUGGAGGCUGACAGCGGGAGACUGGCCUCAGAACUCAACCAUGUGCAUGAGGUGCUGGAGGGCUACAAGAAGAAGUACGAGGAGGAAGUGGCUCUGAGGGCUUCAGCAGAGAAUCAAUUUGUGGCUCUGAAGAAGGAGGUGGACUGCGCCUAUCUUCACAAGUCAGAUCUGGAAGCCAAUGUGGAGUCUCUGACCCAGGAGAUUGACUUCUUGAGACAUCUGUAUGAGGAGGAGAUCCGGGUUCUCAACUCCCACAUUUCAGACACCUCCGUCGUGGUCCAAAUGGACAACAGUCGAGACCUGAACAUGGACUGCAUCAUCGCUGAGAUCAAGGCUCAGUAUGAUGACAUCGCUAGUCGAAGCAGGACUGAGGCUGAGUCCUGGUACCGCAGCAAGUGCGAGGAGAUGAAGGCCACAGUGAGCCGGCACGGAGAGACUCUUCGACGCACCAAGGAGGAGAUCAACGGGCUAAACCGAAAGGUCCAGAGGCUGACAGCUGAGGUGGAGAAUGCCAAGGGCCAGAAUUCCAAGCUAGAGGCUGCCAUGACCCAGUCUCAGCAGCAGGGCGAGGCAGCCCUCAGCGAUGCCAGUUCCAAGCUGGCUGGGCUGGAGGAGGCCCUGCAGAAGGCCAAGCAGGACAUGGCCCGCUUACUCAAGGAGUACCAGGAGGUGAUGAACUCCAAGCUGGGCCUGGACAUUGAGAUCGCCACCUACCGGCGCCUGCUGGAGGGCGAGGAGCACAG
This is a messenger RNA of Chrysochloris asiatica (Cape golden mole), 878 nucleotides long. Its product is annotated as keratin, type II cuticular Hb6-like. Gene Ontology annotation, biological process: keratinization; intermediate filament organization. NCBI's taxonomy places the organism in Eukaryota, Metazoa, Chordata, Mammalia, Afrosoricida, Chrysochloridae. Gene Ontology annotation, cellular component: keratin filament. The transcript is spliced from 6 exons. The annotation marks the transcript as partial. The record is from RefSeq and is a predicted model, not a curated record. Gene Ontology annotation, molecular function: structural constituent of skin epidermis.